AUGUCGUUGAAAUCUAAACUCAAACAACACAUGAUUUACUUUGAAUUUUUAAAUCAAUUAAGUGAAGGAAAAACAAAUGAAUUAAAUACCAAUUCUUUCAAUUUAGAAUUAGAUGAAAAAAUGAAAUUAAGAUGUGAAUUAUUAUUUACUUAUUUUACAUAUUAUAUGAAAAAUCCUCAAGCUCCAAAACCAAUUGAAAUUACUUGUUUAGAAGAUAGAGAAAGAUAUAGAGGUUAUUAUUGCGCUAGAUUAUGUCGAAAACAUUACAAAAGAUUAUUACAGAGAAGAAUUCAAUUACAAAAGCAAAAACAAUACUCUUUGAGUAAAGAGGAUAAAAAAUAUUCAUUUGAUGACAGUAGUGAUGAAUAUGCUACUUUGCUUGAUGCUUAG
Lodderomyces pseudojiufengensis is the source of this 390-nucleotide messenger RNA. RefSeq lists its product as uncharacterized. The coding region runs from base 1 to 390 and encodes 129 amino acids. The transcript has a single exon. The record is from RefSeq and is a predicted model, not a curated record. Lineage: Eukaryota; Fungi; Ascomycota; Pichiomycetes; Serinales; Debaryomycetaceae.